CUUGCUCCUGGGCCUUGGCAGCUGCGGCUCGCAGCUCAGGGCCAGGGCCACACGGCCAGUGAGGCGGGGGCCCGGGGAAGGCGGGCCUCCCCAGGAAUCCUGGGUGGCCUUAGCUGUGGGAGGGGGUCUUCAGGAGGCAGGGGCCCGCGGGCGUCCCGCUGCCAUGGCAGGGCUGCGGACAGAGCAGGCACUAGCGGGUGGCAGGUGCGAGGAGGCCAGCAGCCUCAGGGUGGAGGCCGUGCGGCAGGGAGCGUCGGCGGCGGCUGAGGCGGCGGCGGCGGCGGCGGCGGCGGCAGUGGCAGCUGCAUCGUCGGAGGCGGAGGUUGUGGGCAUGGGGGAGGCCUUGGUGCUGCUGGCGGACGACAUCAUGGAGGCUGUGGUGGAGGUGGUGGCGGAGGAGCAGGAGGAGCAGGAGUCGCAGGAGGAGGAGGAGGAGGAGGAGGAGGAGGAGGAGGAGGUGGAGGAGGUGGUGGAGGAGGUGGUGGAGGAGGUGGUGCAGGCCAAGGAGCGGGAAGAGAAGCCCCGGAAGCAGGGGCGCGCAGAGCCAGGGCGCGGACCCCCGACCUCCCUGAGCCCGCUGGAGGCCCUGGGGGCCCUUCAGUUAGAGCUGAGCGCUGUGAACGCCCAAGCCAACAGGGCCUACUUGCGGCUCAAGCGCAGGGUCCGUCGGAGGCGGGAGCCUCGUUUGGAUCGAAGAAGAGCCAUCAUCCAGGACAUCCCCGGCUUCUGGGCCAAAGCUAUUGUGAGUCACCCCCAGCUGUCGGCCUUGAUCAGUGACCAAGACGAAGACGUGCUGAGCUACAUGAUCACCUUGGAGGCGCAGGAACUGGGCCGCCCCGAGUACCGCUGCAGGUUGAUGUUCUUCUUCCGGAGCAACCCCUACUUCUGCAACCAAGUGAUCCUUAAGGAGUAUCACCUUAGCUUCGCAGGUAGGCGGGCUGUCCCGGGAUGGGGGAAGGCGGCGGGGCGGGGCGGUGUGUGCCCGGGAGGCCUUGGAUGCUGGGCCAGCGGGAUCCCUCCCCUCAGCGUAUGCCCCGCUCUUCCUCUAGGCUACAGGGCGUAUAGUUCCACUCCAGUGCAGUGGUUCUGGGAUUACGAACGGGGAGCCCCCAGCCGCAGGCAGGACGCCGUCAGCCUUAACUUCCUCAACUGGUUGUCAGGCCACGACUGCCCCGGGUCUGACAGGAUUGCUGAGGUGGGGGUCCCCCGGGGCCUGGUCGGAAAUGGCGACGUCGGCGGUGGCCAGCAGCUCGGGGAAGGGGCGUGGGCCCUGUCCCGACCUGCCCGUUCCCUCCGCCAGAUCAUCGUCGAGGACCUGUGGCCCAACCCCCUGCGCUACUACCCGAGGGAGCAAGGCGCCGGGAGAGAGCCAGCGGUGAAGGCGACGGAGCAGGAGAGUUCGGCCGAGUAGAACGAGAGCCCGGAGGCGUGUGCAGACGCGCGUGAGACCGGCGGCCGGGGUCUGGGGCGCCGGAGAGGAGCGAGGAAAGCAUCGCCAGUGGAGGUUGCAGAGGGUGGGCAGCACGUACCCGGAAUGAGGCCGAGAGAGACGUCAACAGGCUAACGAGUGCUCCUGUCUUG
Molecule: messenger RNA, 1581 nt
Organism: Camelus dromedarius (Arabian camel)
Lineage: Eukaryota; Metazoa; Chordata; Mammalia; Artiodactyla; Camelidae
Product: testis-specific Y-encoded protein 1-like
Exons: 4
Coding region: 164-1411 (415 amino acids)
Biological process (GO): nucleosome assembly
Cellular component (GO): chromatin; nucleus
Molecular function (GO): chromatin binding; histone binding
Source: RefSeq, a predicted model, not a curated record